AUGCCGCGCAGGCGCCACGCGCGCGUGUCGUACACCACACCGGUCCAGUUCCUCGCCCUCGAGGCCGCCUACCAGCGCGAUGGGCGCGAAGCUCGUGGAGCCGCCAAGAACAAGCACCACAAGUCGCACCGCCGCGACUCGGGCCACGGCCGUUCAGUCGACUCGGACGACUCGGACGACGAGGACGACCAGCUCGCCUCGUCCUCUGACGACGACGGCAACAGCGCCGAGUCCGACAGCGACCUCCUCUCGAGGGCCGACGAGCUCGACCGCGCCGUGCUCAAGCCGGCCAAGGCCCACAAGCGCUCGAAGAAGCGCGAGUUGAAGUCGGGCGGCGGCGGGCACAAGGCCAAGGCGCACAAGCACAAGCACGACCUGCUCAAGAGCCUACCGCAGAACUUGCUCGUCAACAUCCUCGCCCACCUUCCUCUCGGCGCGCUCCUCGCCGUCGCGCAGCUCUCGCGGCACUACCGCAACACGGUCAUGCUCGACCAGAUGGACGACAUUUGGGCGGCGGCGCGCGAGGCCGACGGCUUGCCCGACCUCGAGCAGGGCGGGUGGGACUGGUUCGAGUUUGGGUACGCCGGCCUCGCUCACGGCAAGCACUGCGUCCUCUGCGGCAAGCCCUCGCAGCGCUGGCCCGACGCCUUCCUCCGCAUGCGCCUCUGCAAGCCCUGCCGCUCCGAGAACAUCGUCCGCCUCGACCACCUCGACGACAUCGACUCGGACCUGCACGGCGCCGUCAAGGACUGCGUCAUUCAGACUCGUCAGUCGCUCGACGACCUGCACCAGGUCCGCAGCAAGCUCCGCCACGGCUUCCUGCCCGACCUCGAGUCGGAGAGCACCAUCCUGUGGCGCUUCCAGGACAAGGACGACGCCGCCGACGAGGCGUACUACGCCGACAAGUUCGCCGCGCGGUCGCCCAAGUCGGGCUCGAGGGCGGGCGCUGGCCACAAGGGCGGCGGGCAGGGCACGUACGACGAGCUGCCGAGGAGGGGCGAGGGCGAGUGGGGCGAGCGCGUCACGGCGUACGUCAAGAAGAGGAGGGGUGCGUGCGCGAGGAUUGAGCAGGAGGGCGAGGCGCUCUUCGUCGCGCUCGGCAAGCUGUAUGCGCGCGAGGCGACGCAGCACGGGCACGAGGAGGACGGGACCUCGAUUGCGAGGCGCGAAGCGCUCGAGGAGCGCGUGCUCGCCCUGAGCGACGAGGAGAAGUGGUCCAAGGACGACUUCUGCAGCGUGUGGCUCUCGGACAAGGUCGUCAACCGCGGCCUCGACACGGUCGACGACGCCGAGUGGAAGGCGCUCAAGCCCAAGGUGCUCAAGGUCCUCGCCGCCUCUCGCAAGAAACGUCUCGCCGCCGCCAAGGCCGAGGCGCAAGCUCUGCGUCGCCAAGCCCUCGUCCCCGUCUACCAGUCGUUCCGCAACCGCCAGCCGUCGGCCGAGGCCAUCGUCCUCACGCCGCUCUUCGCCGACUUCCUCCUCUUCCCCUCGGUUCGCGCCCUGUGGCAGCCGCACGACGCCGUCAUCGACCAGCACGCCAUCGACGCGGCCCAGGAGGGCAUGGACGAGGACCUCAACGAGUGGCGCACGACCCUGCGCCUGCACGUCGUCCAGCUCGUCCUGUCCAACACGCUCGACCUGCCCGACGACGAGGAGCUCGACUCGGACGCCGACGCCUACGACCAGUACGACGACGAGUUCCUCAAGCUUCUCACGUCGAGCGUCAUGUGCGCUGUCGACGACUGCCGCCACCCUGCGAUCGGCCGCAAGGGCACGCCCAACUUCGUCCCGGUCCGCCCGACCUUCUUCGGCUCGCUGUGGGACGUCCUCUUCCACCAGCACGAGGCGCACGACUACCUCCUUCCCUCGUCGCACGAUCUCGGUCACGCCGACGGCGAGCCGCACUUCCGCAUCGCGCUCCCGCUCGAGGUGAGCAACGCCGUCGUCGCCAUGUGCGAUGCCGCCGGCCUCGACGACGAGGUGGCGGAACCGGACGACCUCGACGAGGUGCUCGACGUCGAGGGUGGGUGGGUCCAGUGGAGCAACAUGCCGGGCGGUGGGCACGGUCGCAAAGAGCAAGACUUUCGUUCGGUCCUCUGCUCUAUCUAUCGCUCCGCCGUCAAGGCGCAGCACGCGCGCCCGCCGCGCUCGAUCGGCAUUCCGGCCAUCGCGCUCGUUCCCGGUCGCGACGAGUGA
Molecule: messenger RNA, 2196 nt
Organism: Rhodotorula graminis WP1
Lineage: Eukaryota; Fungi; Basidiomycota; Microbotryomycetes; Sporidiobolales; Sporidiobolaceae
Exons: 11
Coding region: 1-2196 (731 amino acids)
Molecular function (GO): protein binding
Source: RefSeq, a predicted model, not a curated record